AUGGAAGCAGAAGCACAACCGGCGUCAUCAGUCAGCUGGCGAAAACAGUUAGAUGAUAAUCUAAAGAGAUUACAAUCUCUUGAAUUCGGUGCAGAGAAAGCGAUUGAGAAAGGAGAUUAUAGUUAUGCUCAGUUACUUUCUCUCCGUCUUAUCGGUUUCCUCGAUUCUCAAUCACUUAAUAACGAUGCCGAUGAAGCGUAUAUUCGUCCGAUUCGCCGAGAAGCGAUAUCGAAACUUGAUUCCGCUACUCAGUCACUCAUUCCUGAUUCCGAUCGUCAAGCUUUUGAGCAAGCUGGUAGAGGUCCAGGGUUUGUUUUUCAGAAGCAAUGGGAUAUCAGCAUUGAUAAAAUUAAGCAAUCAAAAUAUUUUAAAGCUCUCCUUCAGAAUUCUAAAGGAAAUAGUCUAAAUCAGGAUGAUGAACGCGGAAAGCAGGAACAUAUCAAUAGCAAGACUUCAAAGGUUCCCUUACAUGGAAAACCACCAACCUUGUAUGGAGGGAAAAGUAGUGGGAAGCAUAAUAAUAAUGGCAAUUUCAGAAGAAUUGGUAUCAGGGAUUCUAUUCUUGUCGAAAGUGGCGGUUCACCUACAUAUAUUAAUGUUGAUGAAAGUAGCUUGAGAUCUAAGCGUGCUCAUAUGCAAAUCAGUAGCCCAAGGAAUGAAAAACUUUUGUCUCCAUCAAGCAACAGUGAUGCUGAAGCUGGUGUUAGUGGCAACAGUUUUGUUACAGCUAGGACAAAGUUGGAAAUGGAUGUUCGACAAAAGAGAGGGUUGGCGGGAUCGCCAAAUGCCUCGGUCUCCCCGCAAAGUGAUGGAACUAGCAGAAGUUAUGGUGUCAAAUCCUAUGGACCACGUCGUGGAUUACGUGGUUUUGUACCCCCUAUUAGGUCCAAUGGGGGUAACACUGGUAAUGUAACAUCACGUGCAACAAAGGGUGAUGAGGCAUUAGAUGACUCAACAAAAAAAUGCAUGGAGAUGCUAUGUGGUCCUGAUGGUGAACUUCCAGAGAAGCUAAGGAAUUUAGAACCUCGUCUUAUUGAGCACAUUAGUAAUGAGAUCAUGGACCAUGACCCCAAUGUUCGCUGGGAUGAUAUUGCUGGACUGGAGCAUGCAAAAAAAUGUGUCACCGAGAUGGUCAUCUAUCCUUUGUUACGGCCUGAUAUAUUUAAAGGUUGUCGUUCCCCAGGACGAGGACUUCUUUUAUUUGGUCCCCCAGGAACAGGUAAAACAAUGAUAGGUAAAGCUAUCGCUGGAGAAGCUAAGGCAACAUUUUUUUACAUAUCUGCGAGUUCACUAACGAGCAAAUGGAUUGGGGAAGGUGAGAAGUUAGUGAGGGCUCUUUUUGGAGUGGCCUGUUGUCGUCAACCAGCAGUAAUCUUUGUGGAUGAAAUAGAUUCACUCCUGUCUCAGCGCAAGUCAGAUGGUGAGCAUGAAUCAAGCAGGCGAAUGAAGACACAGUUUCUCAUUGAAAUGGAAGGAUUUGACAGCGGGAAUGAACAAAUUUUACUCAUAGGAGCAACAAAUAGACCACAUGAAUUAGAUGAGGCAGCUAGGAGGCGCCUUACCAAGCGACUUUAUAUUCCACUUCCUUCCUCAGAAGCAAGAGCCUGGAUAAUUCGCAAUCUUUUGGAGAAGGAUGGGCUAUUUAAACUCUCAACAGAGGAUAUCGAAAGUAUAUGCAAAUUAACCGAAGGCUAUUCGGGAUCUGACAUGAAAAAUUUAGUGAAAGAUGCUUCCAUGGGUCCACUAAGAGAGGCUUUGAGACAAGGCACUGAAAUCACUAAACUUAAAAAGGAAGAUAUGAGACCAGUCACUGUACAGGACUUUGAGAACUCACUACAAGAGGUGAGACCUUCUGUUUCUUUGAAUGAACUUGGCACAUAUGAAGAUUGGAACAAUCAAUUUGGAAGCUUAGCGCCAUCAAGCUUCAAUCGCAUGUAGUUUUCAAGUAAUUGAUAUAUCAAUCGUUAAUUACUUAGUGGCCACAAGCUUCAAUCGCACUGUCACAUUUGAAAGUUUGUAGGGAACUUGACUGGAGUCAUGUUGUAUCAGAAUUUCAUCUGUGCAAAUCCAAAUAGUAAAUUUAAUUUAAAUUUCUUAAAUUCA
This is a messenger RNA of Erigeron canadensis, 2103 nucleotides long. RefSeq names its product ATPase family AAA domain-containing protein FIGL1. The record is from RefSeq and is a predicted model, not a curated record. NCBI's taxonomy places the organism in Eukaryota, Viridiplantae, Streptophyta, Magnoliopsida, Asterales, Asteraceae. The transcript has 13 exons. Bases 1 to 1938 code for a protein of 645 amino acids. Gene Ontology annotation, molecular function: ATP hydrolysis activity; ATP binding.